Molecule: messenger RNA, 1332 nt
Organism: Pararge aegeria (speckled wood butterfly)
Lineage: Eukaryota; Metazoa; Arthropoda; Insecta; Lepidoptera; Nymphalidae
Exons: 3
Coding region: 458-988 (176 amino acids)
Source: RefSeq, a predicted model, not a curated record
GCGACGCACAGUCGAGUCGUGCUUGAAGGGGUACCUACGUACUUGCUAUAUUUUAUUGCAACUUUGUACAUUCAACUCCUUACAAUACACGACGUUCUUUGUGAGGGAACCUAUCACUGAGUGGUGUGAAGUUCGAUACGCGGAGACUCAGAAGUUAUAUAAUCACACUCCUGGUUUUGUCGAGCUAGAGGCCAAUGACGAGAUUAAAGCCUAUGAUUCAUUACGGCAUCUAGCCCAUUCCGAUAAAGCAUACGCUGGCUUAACGUUUUGUGUUCUGAAACAACGCGAAGUUUUACAAACUACCCUCCGUAAACUCUUACAAUGGGCCCGUGACUCUGAAGUUACUUAUGAAGGGCUAAGUGAGAAAAUAAACGAACACUUUUUAAAUGGUGAGUUUUAUAAGACUUCAUCGGAACUGCUACAACUAGUUUGUGGCCAUCGGGCGGAAGUUGUUCAGAUGAGGAGAGACGGUAUAACAAAUUGUCUACGGGAUCCUUUAACUAAGGUUGCCGUAAAGAAAGUACCCCCCUCCUGCCGCCAUUUGUUUGAAGCUGAAUCACUGACCAAGGUACUUGAAAAAGCUGGUGGCGUCCGGAAAGCUUUCCUGCCCUUGAACAGACAUGGUUUAAAUGCUCCCGCUUCGCAAGCUGGACCGAGCAAGCCUGUACACCACCCCUCGCAGGGGCAGGUGAAUCAAAAUGUACCUUCUCAUGGAUGUUGCGCUUCCGGGCGCAUUUCCCAUACAAACCAACCCUCGCAGGGUUGUUUUCAUUCUCAUCCCUCGCAGGGACAGAGAUAUAAUAACUAUAAUGACAAACGUCAUACAUUUUCGAAUAGCCACAGAGGUUCCUUUCGUCAAAGAGGGGGCCGUCAAGGGAGCAAGACUCUGGACAGUAACAAAGGACAAUUUAACAAUCCGAAACGUCAUUCAACCUCCUCGGAGAACAACUCUAGAGGAAGAAAACACAGUCGGGGUGGAAAUUACUAAGAAGCCCUAGAGGAAAGAAAGUUGACCCGGUUUUUUGGGUAAGCCACUGUAAGGAGCUCCUUCACGACAGGCGUGAAGCAGCAAAGUGUUCUAACUUAUUUGUACAUUUAAGAGGUCAACCUAAAGCUGCAUCUAGGACAGUGAUUGCUGGAUCGGUAAGGACAUUAUUAGCUGAAGCUGGAAUCAUCGCGUCCCCGGGUAGUAUUCGAUCAGCGGUAGCUUCAAAGAACUGGGCUGACAACGUUCCUAUAGACGACAUCCUAUCGCGAGGAAAUUGGAGAUCUGAAAAUACUUUCAGACAUUUUUAUAGACGGGAAAUUAUCAAAGUCCCUGCGCAUUAUGGU